AGGCCACGCCCCCGCAUAGGCCCGCGGUGGUGGUGGUGGUGGUGGGGGCGCGCACGGCGGGGCUCGGCGCCGUGUAGGGCUGCGGGGCCGCGGGGCCGCGCUCCUCCGCGCGAGGGUGGGCUCCGCGCGCCGCCUUCCUCCGGAAGCCUGCGCUCCAGCCCUGGAUCUCCCGAGCCGGCCCCGAGGCACAGGGCGAAGGUGGAGCGGCUGACGUGGGCGCGUCUCGGAGGCUGUGGGCGGGUUUGGCCCGGCUGUAGAGAGCCAGCCGUUCCUCCUUUGGAGCCGUCUCUCCCACUAAACUUUCCUUGAAGUGAGAGAGGGUGGACGCCAGUUCACCAGUGCGGAAGGACCCCGGACUGUCCCUAAGGCCUGUUGCUUGUCGUGUUGGGAAGUGGCUCCGUUGAGGGCGUCUCAGAACAAUGCUAUAAUAAACAUUCUUCUGCCUGGACCUUGAUGCAAAGGUAUUGGCGUUUUCAAGACACCAAGACACAAGAUACAUGCUUUGGAGUCGUAGGAGAAUUGUGGAUUCAAAAGACCUGUAAUGGCCAAAUACUACAGUGAAGUCCCAAGUUUGCAGCAAGAUGAUUCCCUUAUAGAAGGAGUAAGUGACCAAGUACUUGUGGCCGUGGUGGUCAGUUUCACUUUGAUUGCUACUCUCCUGUAUGCACUUUUCAGAAAUGUACAGCACAACAUUCAUCCAGAAAACCAAGAACUAGUCAGGGUGCUUCGAGAGCAACUUCAAACAGAACAGGAUGUCCCUGCUCCUGCUCGACAGCAGUUCUACACUGAAAUGUACUGUCCAAUCUGCUUACAUCAGGCCUCCUUUCCUGUUGAAACAAACUGUGGACAUCUUUUUUGUGGUUCCUGCAUAAUUGCAUACUGGCGAUAUGGGUCCUGGCUUGGUGCAAUCAGUUGUCCAAUCUGUAGACAAACGGUAACUCUACUCCUAACAGUAUUUGGUGAAGAUGAUCAAUCUCAGGAUGUUGUAAGAUUGCGUCAAGAUGUUAAUGAUUAUAACCGGAGAUUCUCAGGGCAGCCUAGAUCUAUUAUGGAAAGAAUCAUGGAUCUCCCCACCUUGCUGAGACAUGCAUUCAGGGAAGUGUUUUCAGUUGGGGGUCUCUUCUGGAUGUUCCGAAUUAGGAUAAUGCUUUGUUUAAUGGGAGCUUUUUUCUAUCUAAUAUCGCCUCUAGAUUUUGUACCUGAAGCCUUGUUUGGAAUUCUGGGCUUUCUAGAUGACUUCUUUGUUAUCUUUUUGUUGCUUAUCUACAUCUCUAUUAUGUACCGAGAAGUGAUAACCCAAAGACUAGCUAGAUGAGAAAAAUUAGUUUACUAGACUAUCCGAGCUUAUAUUUAAAAAUCCAACAAAAAGAUCCAUGGCAAUACCAGUCACCCAACUAUUAUUUUACAAGCUUAAAGCUUUUGGUUAUCAUUUGACAAAUGCCUAACAAUAUACAACUGGAAUUUUUACAUAAUGCAAGUUCUAAUGUUAAGAUCAGAUUAUAGUGAUCUACAGCUUUAUCUCAAUUCUGUGUAUCUGUAAAAAAAUAUGGAACCAAUUGAAAAAGGAUACUUUGUUGUUUUCUUUUUCUCCAAAUUACUUAGCUUAAUUAGAUACAUAGUCCAAUAUUGCUAAAUGUACAAAUCAUCAUCCUCAGUGGGUACCCAUACAUUAAUAGAGGACUUUGAAACUUAUUUAAAUAUUUUUGCUAAAGUCAAAUAUUGUAUGAUACUAGGGAAAAGCCAGUGUCUCAGUGUUUUCUAUGCUUUGUGGACCUGGAGCAGCUCUGCUUUUUCAUUUUUGUCUAAUUCUUUGUGAUCAGCUGAAAAUGAAAGAAACUUGAACUUCAUGUAUUUCAGUGUAUGGAACACUGUAAUCAAUAAGAGAAUUAACAAAGUGAAAAACAGUGCAUCUCCUGGAGGCACUUUUGACAUUCAGUUAUGACAUUUAACCAAGAGUUGGCCUUUUUAUAGAAACAAAUAUUAAAGUAACUUGUAGCUAGUUGCAGUGGCUUUAUACUUGUAAUUUCUGCAUUCAGGAAGCUGAGAUAGGAGAUUGCCAAAAGUUCAAGGUCUGCCUAGGCUAUAUGAUGAGUUCCAGAUCAACUUGAGCUUUAGAGUAAUGUCCUGCUCAAACCAAAAGCAAGGCUGUGGGUAAAGGUGCUUGCUGUCAAGCUUGACAACCCAGGUUCAAACCCUGGGUCUCACAUAGUGGAAGUAGAGAACAGAUUCUACAAGUUGUCUCUGACCUUCACAUGUGCACUGUGGCCCAUGUGUGCGCACACACAUAAAGUAAAUAAAUUGCAAUCAAAAAGAAAACAUAAAAGCAGCUUGUAAAGGGAACUUAUUUGUUUUAGGAACCUAAGUAAUAUUGCAAACACUUAGAAGUUGGACACAUUUUUGAGGAAACAGGAUCUUCACUUCUGUUGGUGUUAGGGGAUUUGGGAAGGUAGUAAGAACGGUGUUUAUAUUUUACAAAGUAUGAGUUAACUCUUGCAGCAAAAUGAAGACAUUUGAUUAGUUGUCUGCUGCCCUGAAAAUGCAAAUACUAUCUUGUAGGUGGCACUAUUUGGCUCAGAUUCAUCAUGUCUUGGGCAGAAUGAGGAAAUGUGUAGGAGAUGGCUAUGUGGUGAAGUUCCUUGUUUUGUGAUGCUCGUGACACAGAAUGUAGGGCCUGUGGUUCUCUGUUUGAGAAGAGUGAGUACCCUAAGCGUGAGAUCCUUACUCCAGCUAAUAGGAGUGUUUAAGAUGAUGCCCAGAGGUCAUCUGAAAUUAUUGUCGUCAUAGUCAGCAUCAGUGUGUGUAUUUAGGGACAGGACAUAAAGCUAAAAUCUGUC
This is a messenger RNA of Onychomys torridus (southern grasshopper mouse), 2834 nucleotides long. It is a transcript of the gene Rnf170, whose product is annotated as ring finger protein 170. Lineage: Eukaryota; Metazoa; Chordata; Mammalia; Rodentia; Cricetidae. Bases 542 to 1315 code for a protein of 257 amino acids. Gene Ontology annotation, molecular function: ubiquitin protein ligase activity. The record is from RefSeq and is a predicted model, not a curated record. The transcript has 8 exons.